This is a messenger RNA of Amphiprion ocellaris (clown anemonefish), 2293 nucleotides long. RefSeq names its product homeobox B5b (gene hoxb5b). Gene Ontology annotation, cellular component: nucleus. The record is from RefSeq and is a predicted model, not a curated record. Bases 187 to 1035 code for a protein of 282 amino acids. Gene Ontology annotation, molecular function: DNA-binding transcription factor activity, RNA polymerase II-specific; RNA polymerase II cis-regulatory region sequence-specific DNA binding. The transcript has 2 exons. Gene Ontology annotation, biological process: regulation of transcription by RNA polymerase II; anterior/posterior pattern specification. NCBI's taxonomy places the organism in Eukaryota, Metazoa, Chordata, Actinopteri, Pomacentridae.
UGAGGAUUUACGACUGGUCAACAAAGGCACGUGAUUCCCGAACGCUCUCCCAUAUUUGGCCGCAUACCUGGCAAAGUACAGUAGGGCUUCAUUGCUUAUAAUUCAUGAUUGCAUCCAUAAAUCGUGCAAGCACACAGGAUUAUAGCGACAAAGAUCUACAAAUCGAGGCUUUAAAAAUCCAAGCAAAUGAGCUCUUACUUUGUAAACUCGUUCUCAGGGCGCUAUCCAAAUGGCUCCGACUAUCAGUUACUAAAUUAUGGGACUAACGGCGCUGUGAGCGGCUCCUUCAGAGACCCUGGCACCAUGCACUCCGGGUCUUUCGGCUACAACUACAAUGGCAUGGACCUAACCGUGAACCGCACCACCACCGGCGGCCACUUCGGGGCCGUGAGAGAGGAUGCCCGGGGAUUCGGGCCGGACGCCCGCUACAGACAGACGUCCAACUGCUCGCUCUCGUCUCCAGAGCCGGUGCCGCCGUCGUGCGCCACGGCCAGCCGGGAGCCGCUGGAACUAAAAAGCCCCUCUCCUCCUUCUGACCGGAGCGCGACCUCGGGCGGCAACAGCCUCAACAAAAGCACUGCUGCUCAUUUCACGGAGAUAGAGGACGCCACCGUCGCCUCCGAGACCGAGGAAGGCGCGCACAGCAGCGGCGGCUCCAGCACGGCACCGCGGGCGCAGCAGCAGCAGCAGCACCAGGAACCCAACGCCACCUCCUCUACUCCCACAUCAAACGAUUGCCAAACGCCACAAAUAUUCCCCUGGAUGCGGAAACUGCACAUAAGCCAUGAUAUGACUGGACCUGAUGGGAAAAGGGCCCGAACUGCGUACACCCGCUACCAGACGCUAGAGCUGGAGAAAGAGUUUCACUUCAAUAGGUACCUAACCAGACGGCGGAGGAUAGAGAUAGCCCACGCCCUGUGUCUUUCCGAAAGACAGAUCAAAAUCUGGUUUCAGAACCGCAGGAUGAAGUGGAAGAAGGACAAUAAACUGAAAAGCAUGAGUCUUGUAACAGGAGGCAGCGCCUUCCACAACUGAAUAACUUUUUUCCUCUGUUGUUGUUGCUGUUGUGGGUUUGGGGGGAGAGUAAAAAAAAUAAGAAUAAAUCUUAAAAAAAAAGGACAAAAGAAAGAAAUCCAUGAGUACUGUAAAGCUAUUGAAAGCGCAGCACCUUCCAGCAUGCUAUUGUGAUAGAAAAAGAAGUAUUCUGUGGUCCUCAAAAUGCCAUUUUUAGUUCCCUGUUGUUGUGCUAUGAUAGCUGUAGAUGUUGGAAAAAUAAGAUGUAAAUAUUACUGGGGGUAUUUGUCCAUGCUCUUUGCUCUCUUUCUCCUUCUGUCUCUCUUUCUUGAAGGUGUUUCAACUUGAGCUCUUUAUUGUAACUUCUUGACGGUCUAACAGGAGUAAAAAAAAAUUUUAAAAAAUUCAUUGUACAGUUCAGAAAGAAAAAAAACAAGAAAAAAAGUUUCCAAACCAUAUGCUGCUCUUCAUUGAAUGUAAUGUAUUCCGGGGGCCAUUCAAAAAGCGCUUUAGUGUAACUUUUAACUGCUAUUUUUGAUGGUUAACUUGUGGCCAAGAUCCAUAAAAACUUUCAUAAACAAGCCAAUGUGUAGCUUUAGGAUAUUUUGUGCAUCUAUUAUUAUUAUUAUUAUUAUUAUUAUUAUUAUUAUUAUUAUUAUUAUUAUUAUUAUUAUUGUUUAGGACUAAUUAUGAGCAAUGCAAAUGUAUUCAACCUGUCAAUGUGAUAAAUUUUUAGUGCAAAGGGUUAUUCUGUGGAUAGGCAGUGAUGUAAGCUUUUUUCGCCAAUAAGCUUUUUGUAUUUGUAAGUGAACUCAUAGCGCUUGAAAAUAAAAAAAAAAGUUUCUCCCAAAUUGCUUUGAACGUGUCUCGACUGUAUUAUCAAUUAGAGCAAAUGCAGAUUUAAAAAAAAAUAAAUACACACACAUAUUGGAGGUUUUUACGCACGGUUUUUACGCACAGACUUGGAGCUUCGGAUAAACUUCUCUGACCCGAAUUAAACUUAUUAAUGAUUAACCAAGAGCACUUGUUAAAAUGUCACACGAACAAGAAGAUUUUUAGGCCACUUUUCUGACGCAUUAUUUUACCAAGACAUGAGUGAAAGAAGACUUUUAAAAAACUUACCUCUUCUGACCUCUCCAAAGCGAGACGCGCGUUUGCCAUGUGGGAAAUAUGCUGCUGUUGAUAAAAUCCCCCCUGGAGAAAAAAGAAAAGAGUAUAGCUUUGGCUUUACAGGUAUAUAGGCAAGGCUGGAAGUUGGUAAAAAAUCCCCCCUUACCAA